GUCAUCGUAUGUCAUCAAUAAGUGGUUUUUAAUAUCUUAUCAGCUGCUGUGCCCGUAGUUUUACCUACCGCCUGUACGUGUUUGACCUGUGUGUUACAAUUACGUUCGCUAUGUCCGAAUUAAUCAAAAAUGUUGUGCUGCAAACGAUUUCGAAAGAAUGUUACGAGAAAUAUUUCUACGAAAUGAACUUCUUCGAUGUGGACUGCUUCAAAAUAUUGCUUAGCAAAGGAUUGGGCUGUGCAAUAAUAGCUGGAUCCUUAGGUGUUAAAGUGCCGCAAAUAUUGAAAAUUUGGAAGGCGAAAAGUGCCGAAGGAUUGAAUUUGUUCAGCAUAUUUCUGGACCUGUUUGCCAUAACAUUCAAUUUAUCGUACAGUUACGUCAAGGGAUUUCCCUUUACGGCAUGGGGUGACGUGUCCUUUUUGGCACUACAAACUGUGAUUGUAGCAAGCUUGGUCUUAACGUACACCGGUGGCAUACAGAAAGCAUUAGUUUUCAUUACUGCGUACCUAACGAUUUGCUACGUUUUGAUGGGUGGAACUGCGCCUGUCCAAUUUUUGUGGUCGAUGCAGGGAUUCAACAUUCCGAUCAUAGUGUUGGGAAAGCUGUCUCAAGCAUACACUAAUUUCCAGAACGGAAGCACGGGUCAACUGUCCGUCAUCACAUGUUUUUUGUUGUUCUUCGGAUCACUGGCGAGAAUAUUUACGUCCAUUCAGGAAACUGGUGACACUAUGAUGAUAAUGACGUACUGCUUUUCGGCUGCAUCGAAUGGUGUACUAGUCGCACAAUGCAUUUACUACUGGAAUGCAGCCAAGGGUGAACAACCGAAAGUCACAUCGAAGGCAGCUAAAACCAAAAGUAAAUCGAAGAAAGUAGACUAAAUGACCGCAUGGGGUGAUGGUAGACAUAAAAGACUAAUUGUAGGAAAGCUCACGAAUUGUAAUUUCGAUAAUAAAGACGCUUCAUUUGUAGUUUCACGAA
Messenger RNA from Bradysia coprophila, 978 nucleotides. Its product is annotated as mannose-P-dolichol utilization defect 1 protein homolog. Gene Ontology annotation, biological process: oligosaccharide biosynthetic process. The record is from RefSeq and is a predicted model, not a curated record. Lineage: Eukaryota; Metazoa; Arthropoda; Insecta; Diptera; Sciaridae.